GCCUCCAAGCGCAAGCGUCCCCGCAAACUGGACGCCAGUGUGGACGUAGGCGACUUUGAGCUCCGCAACCUCGCCCUCCAGACUGCCCACGUUCCGUUGCCGCUGUUGGCGCUCCAGAUCAAGCAGUUGGAGAGCGACGAGUCGGGCGCUCCUGCCUCGGAGCCCUCCGAGUCCCACAAGCUUAAGGAGCACAAGGAGAGACAGCGCAAUUUGUUUGGCAUGGUUUGGCUCAUCAACUCGUGCGAGCACUCUCCCACUGCUGUGGUUCCUAGAAACAGAAUCUACGCCCGCUAUGUCCAGAUCUGUGCCGACAACAGCUUGACUCCAUUGUCUCCUGCCAGCUUCGGUAAGCUUGUGCGCAUCUUGUUCCCUACGUUGACCACUAGAAGAUUGGGCAUGCGAGGCCAAUCCAAAUACCACUACUGUGGCAUCAAGUUGCUCGGAGACCAGAACCAGCAGGCGCAACAGUUGCACCACGUUAGCGGGUUGGGAAUCUCGACCUCGGGUGCCCACCAGGUCCAGUCGCCCAUCUCGUCCACCAACUCGUCCAUCUCGUUGGACGAUUCGCCCAUCACCUCGUCGCAUAUCCACACUCCGUCAUACACCCCGAUCAACUCGCCUUCGAUCGCAAACUCGAACUCCAUCUCUGACCAGUUGCCUCUGGUCUCGCACUUGAAGCACGUUGCCAACUUGGACGAAUUGUUGGCUGGAAACUCGGCUGAAAUCUCCAACCCUAACUUCCCGCUCCAAUUGCCUUCCAUAUACCCCUAUUUGCCCAGAGAUAUUGACUAUGACAUUGCAGACACCCUCUACUCCCUCUACAAGGUUCAUAUCAACUCUUUGUUUGAGUCCUUGAGAUACAUGCAAAUGAAGAAAUUGUUUUCAAGCUUCAACAACUUCAACUGCACAUUGACUGCCCCAGUAUUCAAGCUCUACACUCACGAGAGCAUCAUCGAAUGGGUCAAACAGUGUGAUUUGGUGAUGUACAAGCGCAUGAUUAGAAUGUUGAGCAAACUACAACUUCAAUAUCAGAUUCCUCCUGAGGUACUCACCCAAUUGAAACAAAUAUCCGGGGGGUACGUGCAGGCUUUGUCAAACAACUUGAUUAACAACAAGGUUACCAAAAACUUCAUCAUCAUGAAGUUGAAACUUGCGAAGAACUUUGUCAAUUUUUUGAACAGGUUAAUCAAAAUCAUUGAAACUGGUCAGUCUGCUGCCAAGAUUUUGAACGAUCCAAAUGAGAAAAAAUCAAUGGUUGAUGAUUGGAUGAAGCUCGAUAUUCAUGAAAUUAUCUCAAGAGAAAUCCCAUGUGGCGAGAAAAAUAUCGAAGUGCUUCUUCAAAUCUUGAACCAUGAUUUAUUGCAUAUGUUGACCGGAUCCUUCACAUCUUCACACGAUGCAGAAGAGAACGAUGUCAGCAAUGAAAUGAUGAUGCAAAUCAGCAACUACAUUUCCGAGUUGCCAGGGAAAUUUAACAACAUCAACCCUAGAUUAUUUAUCUUGUUAACAAGUAACCUUUUGACUACUUGUUUGAGAGAGAUUAGUUUGUCCAGUGGUCAAGGUUUUGGUGCAUGGUGGAUUGUUAGAUGUUGGAUUGAUGAGUUCCUUUCAUGGAGAUUUGAAUUAGGUGGUUUGUUCCAACUGGACUUUAGU
This is a messenger RNA of Suhomyces tanzawaensis NRRL Y-17324, 1653 nucleotides long. It is a transcript of the gene RFX1, whose product is annotated as Rfx1p. Gene Ontology annotation, molecular function: DNA-binding transcription factor activity, RNA polymerase II-specific; RNA polymerase II cis-regulatory region sequence-specific DNA binding. The record is from RefSeq and is a predicted model, not a curated record. The transcript has a single exon. NCBI's taxonomy places the organism in Eukaryota, Fungi, Ascomycota, Pichiomycetes, Serinales, Debaryomycetaceae. Gene Ontology annotation, biological process: regulation of transcription by RNA polymerase II. The annotation marks the transcript as partial.